Alternaria novae-zelandiae is the source of this 1131-nucleotide messenger RNA. RefSeq lists its product as uncharacterized. The record is from RefSeq and is a predicted model, not a curated record. The coding region runs from base 1 to 1131 and encodes 376 amino acids. The transcript has 2 exons. Lineage: Eukaryota; Fungi; Ascomycota; Dothideomycetes; Pleosporales; Pleosporaceae.
AUGCCAUCCACAACCCCUGCCAUCCAGGCCAUGAACGCCAACCUGUUGAGGAAUCUGUGGUCUUAUCGCGAGGUGCAGGACGGAGGGGUGGAGGGAGGGGUUGAUGGAGAGGUUGAUCAAGGAGAAGAGACGGAGAGUGCGUAUGAGGAGGAUGAAGAUGUGGAGAUGGAAGAGGAAGAGGAGGUGCAGGAAGAAGUUAAUGCUUCACCGCCACCACCAGAAGUGGAAGUGGAAGUGGAAGUAGAGGUUGCAGCAAAGGAGAAGAAAUCACCUAAAAUACACAUCCCAGUGAGGAUUUGGAACGAGGUUGUUCCUGGAGGCAAGGUUAGAGGCAAGGUUAAUGUACCAAGCGUACAAGCCGCUCAAGAUCCCAAGGUGGAUAGUUCGAAGCGCAAACGCGUUUCUCUUGUCUUACAUCAUGACAUAGAGGCUAGUGGCGCCGAGGCGCAAGAGCAGGAAGCAGAAGCGCAAGUAGAAGAAAGAGGCCGCCGAAAGCGGACAAAGACGUUCAAAGCCUCUCAAAACGAAGAGAUUUCAAGGGCGAAGACGAGCGGAGCUUCAAGGUCACGUGGACAUGCGGCUUCGGCUUCGACGUCUAGACCCGCUUCUCGCACCGCUGCUGCUACCGCUACCGCUUCACGUUCACAUGGAAGCGAAAGCGUCCUACUGUCAGCGUCUGCCCUCGCACUAGAAACCGCUGCCCGCACGCUGAAAAAACGCGCCGUUGCCUCCUCCUACCUCUCCUCAUCCACGGAAGCAUCACCGCCAACCACGCCGCCCAUAUCAACCACACCACCACCCAAAGAAGGCCCCCGCGCAGCAUGGCACCGCCUGUUCCCGCACCUCCCCUCGCUCUCAGACUACUACCACAUCGGCGAGUGGCGCGAACUAAUGGUUUGGAAAGAAGCCAAAGGCUGGAUUAAACGGGCCGCAGAUGACCCUUGGGAGAAGCCGGUGUUCAGGAAACCGGGAUGGAAUAAGAGGGAUGAGGAACAUGAGAGGUUGUGGGAGGGAUGUGAGAGGAGGAUGGUGAGGGAGAGGGGGUGGACGUAUGAGGGGAGGGUGAAGGGGGAUGAGGGGAUGGUUAGGGCGGCGGAGAGGGGUUGGGGUGUAGGAGGGUGGGAGGGGUGA